AUGACAACAGGAAUGGAGGAGGAGCAGGCCGAGGAGGUGAAGAAGAAGAAGAAGGACGACGAGGAGGACACGAUCCCGCCCGAGAUCUGGGAGCUGCUCAAGGGCGUCACCAAGAAGAGCGAGUACGAGCGCAUCGCCUUCCAGUACGGCAUCACCGACCUGCGCGGCAUGCUCAAGCGCCUCAAGAAGAUCAAGGUGGAGCCCAAGAAGAGCGAAGCCUUCAUCCGGAAGCUGGACCCCGCCUACCAGGUGGACAAGGGCAACAAGAUCCGGCUGAUGGUGGAGCUCAGCAACCCCGACCUGCCGCUCAAGUGGUACAAGAACGGGCAGCUCAUCAAGCCCAGCAACAAGUACGUGUUCGAGAACGUGGGCCUCAAGCGCAUCCUGACCAUCAACAAGUGCUCGCUGGCCGACGACGCCGCCUACGAGUGCCGCGUCAACGACGAGAAGAGCUUCACCGAGGUCUUCGUCAAGGAGCCGCCGGUGACCAUCGUGAAGGGCCCCGAGGACCAGCAGGUGGUGGUGGGCGAGCGCGUGGUGCUGGAGGCCGAGGUGUCCGAGGAGGGCGCUCAGGUCAUGUGGACGAAGGACGGCGUGGAGCUGACGCGCGAGGAGACCUUCAAGUACCGCUUCAAGAAGGACGGCAAGAAGCACUUCCUGAUCCUCAACGAGGCCACCAAGGAGGACACCGGCCGCUACCAGAUCAUGACCAACGGCGGCGAGGCCGAGGCCGAGGUCAUCGUGGAAGAGAAGCAGCUGGAGGUGCUGCAGGGCAUUGCGGACCUGACGGCAGCCACGGAGCAGGCGGUGUUCAAGUGCGAGGUGUCGGACGAGAAGGUCACCGGGCGCUGGUUCAAGAACGGCGUCGAGGUGCGGCCCAGCAAGCGCAUCCAUCUCCCACACACCGGCAGGAUCCACAAGCUGGUGAUCGACGACGUGCGCCCCGAGGACGAGGGUGAUUACACCUUCGUGCCCGACGGCUUCGCCCUCACCCUCUCGGCCAAGCUCAACUUCCUCGAGAUCAAGGUGGAGUACGUGCCCAAACAAGAGCCCCCCAAGAUCCACCUGGACUGCUCGGGCCGGGACUCGGAGAACACCUUGGUGGUGGUGGCCGGGAACAAACUGCGCCUGGACGUGCCCAUCUCGGGGGAGCCGCUGCCCACCGUCACCUGGACCAAGGACGGCCAGGAGUUCUCGUCGCGCGAGGGCCGUGUCCGGCUGGAGGACAAGCACGAGCUGAGCAGUUUCGUCAUCGAGAGCGCCGAGCGCGCCGACGAGGGGCGCUACGAGAUCCGCGUCACCAACCCGGCCGGGGAGGACACGGCCGCCAUCAACAUCCGCGUCGUGGAUGUCCCCGACCCCCCCGAGGCCGUCCGCGUCACCCAGGUGGGCGAGGACUGGGCCGUGCUGGUCUGGGAGCCCCCCAAGUUCGACGGGGGGCAGCCGGUCACAGGUUACCUGGUGGAGAGGAAGAAGAAGGGCUCGCACCGCUGGAUGAAGCUGAAUUUCGAGGUGCUGCCGGCGCUCACCUUCGAGUCCACGCGCAUGAGAGGCGUGCUCUACGAGAUGAGGGUCUUCGCCGUCAACGCCAUCGGGGUCUCGGCCCCCAGCCUCAACACCCCCCCCUUCAUGCCCAUCGCCCCCACCAGCGAGCCCACCCACCUGGUGCUGGAGGACGUCACCGACACCACGGCCACGCUCAAGUGGCGCCCGCCCGAGCGCCUGGGCGCCGGCGGCAUCGACGGCUACCUGGUGGAGUGGUGCCGGGAGGGGGACUCCACGUGGACCCCCCGCGACACGGAGCUGGUGGAGCGCUGCGGGCUCACCGUGCGGGGGCUGCCCACCGGCGAGAAGCUGCUGUUCCGCGUGGUCGGGGUCAACAUCGCGGGGCGCAGCCCCCCGGCCACCAUGGCCCAGCCCGUCACCAUCCGCGAGAUCGUGGAGCGCCCCAAAAUCCGGCUGCCCCGGCACCUGCGGCAGACGUACGUGAGGAAGGUGGGGGAGCAGGUGAACCUGGUGAUCCCCUUCCAGGGUAAGCCCCGCCCCCAGGUGACGUGGACGAAGGAGGGCGGGCCGCUGGGCGAGGACGUGCACGUGCGCACGUCGGACCGGGACACGGUGUUCUUCAUCCGCGCCGCCGCCAGGGGGCACUCGGGGCGCUACGGGCUGAGCGUGCGCAUCGAGGGCAUGGAGGACACGGCCGAGAUGCGCCUGCGCAUCGUCGAGCGGCCGGGGCCCCCCCGGAACGUGCAGGUGAAGGAGGUUUGGGGGUUCAACGCCCUGGUGGAGUGGGAGCCCCCCGAGGACGACGGCAACGCCGAGAUCACCGGCUACACCAUCAUGAAGGCCGACAAGAGAACCAUGGAGUGGUUCACGGUGUACGAGCACAACCGGCCCCUGCGCUGCACGGCCUCGGAGCUGGUGAUGGGCAACGAGUACCUGUUCAAGGUGUUCAGCGAGAACCUGUGCGGGCUGAGCGAGAAACCGGGGCUCUCCUCCAACACCGCCGUCAUCCCCAAAGCCGAGCUGCGGCUGAAGCCCCCCCAGUACCAGGAGCACGAUUUCCGCUCGGCCCCCCAGUUCCUGACGCCGCUGGUGGAUCGCAGCGCCGUGGCCGGAUACUCCACCGCCCUCAACUGCGCCGUCAGGGGGCACCCCAAGCCCAAGGUGGUGUGGCUGAAGAACCAGGUGGCCAUCGGGGAGGACCCCAAGUUCCUGGCGCGGCACAGCCAGGGCGUGCUGACGCUGCUGAUCCGCAAGCCGGGGCCCUUCGACGGCGGCACCUACACCUGCAGGGCCGUCAACGAGCUGGGCGAGGCCCUGACCGAGUGCCGCCUCGAAAUCCGGGUGCCUCAGUGAUGGUGACAAAAAAUGGCCAGCGCCAUCCUGCAGAGCCACAAGCCCAUGGUGGUGAGGAAGAAGAGUGUGUGGGUGACGAAGGCCCCGUGAGCCCCCCAAAAAUAAAGAAUCUGAGCAAUC
Passer domesticus (house sparrow) is the source of this 2979-nucleotide messenger RNA. RefSeq names its product myosin-binding protein C, fast-type-like. The record is from RefSeq and is a predicted model, not a curated record. Gene Ontology annotation, molecular function: protein binding. NCBI's taxonomy places the organism in Eukaryota, Metazoa, Chordata, Aves, Passeriformes, Passeridae.